Protopterus annectens (West African lungfish) is the source of this 5406-nucleotide messenger RNA. RefSeq names its product intercellular adhesion molecule 5-like. The coding region runs from base 421 to 1833 and encodes 470 amino acids. The record is from RefSeq and is a predicted model, not a curated record. The transcript has 8 exons. Gene Ontology annotation, biological process: cell adhesion. Lineage: Eukaryota; Metazoa; Chordata; Ceratodontiformes; Protopteridae. Gene Ontology annotation, molecular function: integrin binding.
CUUUCUCCUAGGACUGACAAGAGUGGAUCUCCCCUGCUUGCCAAGAACACACCAACAGCUGCAAAGGAUGCAUCUAACCCCCAGUCCAGAACCCCACUUUCAAGAAAAGCUGCAGAUGCAUCUGUGAAUGUCGUUAUUGAUCCUGUCCACCCCGUCGUCAGAUAUGGACAACCACUGGACCUGAACUGCACUACAGAUUGUCAAGAGAUCAGGGAUUUGGGCUUUGAGACAUCUCUGCCUCAUACUAAGGAAAAUGGAAGUAAAUGGAUUGCAAUUCAUUUUGUCAGUGUAACUGAAUGGGAGCUGUCACCGUUGUGUUAUGUGAACUGUAACUUAACAUCAGUGCAGCAGUUCCAAAGCAGAUCCCAAGUUCUUCUCUUUGCUCCUCCAGAAGCUGUGUUCAUUAAGCCUCUACCUGUAAUGGAAGUGAGCAAGCCAUAUGAUCUGAUCUGCACAGUUCCAGAUGUUCACCCAGUCAGUAACCUGACAGUGAAGCUGCUAAGGAGCAAUAUCACGUUUUAUGCGGCACCACAUUACAUCGGUCCUGCAGGACGAAAUAUACUUCAUGUGGUAUACUCUAUAAUUCCUGAAACAGCAGACAAUGGGAUGAAUUAUACCUGCCUAGCAGAACUCGACUUGCGCCCUCAUGGCGGCAUCUACAGUGCAUCAUCCACAGUGACACUGAAAACGUUUGCUUUUCCACAGAUACCUAAAAUAAUAGCCCCAAGUGUAGCUGAAGCCACUGAGGAGACUACUGUGAAAUGUGAGAUUCGUAAUGUCUUCCCACCAGAAAAUCUGAAAGUCAUUCUGAAAUAUGAAGAUGAGGAACUAAACUCCAAAAUUAUUAUCAGCGGUCACAAUGUGCUUGCAGAGGCCACACUUUCCUCAGCUGAAGAAGGCAGACAUAUGCUGACCUGUAAUGCAACUAUUGAGUACAAGAGCAAGAAUGUGUCAAGCUUUAUUCACAUAUAUGUACUGCCAGAACCUGUCAUCAACCUUUAUACAGUAGAAGCUGGAUCUGCUGCAAACAUUAGCUGCUCUGUGACUGGAGAAAAAAUCGACAGAGUUAAAAUAAAUCUUAUACAUAAUAAAGAACAUCUGGAGAUGGAUACACGUGGUUCAUAUAUUUUCAGAGCACAAAAGGAAGAUAACAAUAACCUCUACACCUGCGAAACUGAGCUAAAAGUUGAUGAGCAUACACUGAAGAAAAACAAAACUGGCAUUUUAAAUGUUCUGUAUGCUCCUGUCAUAAACAAAACUGUAACUAUGAUUACAGCAGUAAUAAACAGCAGUGCCAGCCUUACUUGUCAAGCCACUGGCAACCCAUCUCCCAGAAUAACAUGGGCCAGAGAUGAAAAUGAAGUCGCAGCAGCAGCAUCCUUGAUACUCAAUGACGUAAGCAAAAACGAUUCAGGAAUGUAUCAGUGCACAGCUACAAACAGCCAAGGGGAGGACAGCCAUAUGAUGAGCCUCGAUGUUGAGUAUCCACCUGAAAUGCCAACCAUUACAGUCACUUCCAGCGAAAAUACAAGAUCAAACAUUACAAUAGUGUGUUCUGCUGACAGUAUCCCAGCUGCAGUGUAUAAAUGGACGUACCCCCUGAGUCAUAAUGUGCAGGUUAAAUCAAACACUAUCCUAAUCACUGAACCCACUCACAUCAACAAUGGAGAAUAUUCGUGUGAAGCUGAAAACAAACAUGGCACACACAGAGCUGAGAUCAACCUUGAAAUUCCACGUAAUCGUCAAUGGAUCCUUGGAAUCUGUAUUGCAGCCGGAGUAGUAACUAUGGUGAUAUUACUCCUAAUGGCCCUUGUGAAGAACCUAAUAAAAUAAGGAUUCAUUUGUAAUUAUGUGCCAUCCAAAAACAAUAUCAAAAUGCUGGCCUCUCUAGAAAAGCCGAAAAAGGGCAUGUGCAAUAUAUCUUUUUUGGUAUGGCAAAAAGCGAGAAAAUGAUUUGAAGAAAAUCCACUAGAGCUGUGUUUCCAUUUUCUUUAUAAUAAAUCAAGGAGGCCACUGCUGCUAAAAUGUGGACACAAGCAAAACAGGGGAUUGUUUGAAGACCGUAACAUCAUGAUAACUCAAGCAGAUUCAAAAUGGAAAUGUGCAGCCCUGAUACAAGUAUAUCAUUUCCUCCAGAAGAUUCCCUAUCACCGUACAAGUUUCAGUCUGAAAAUGAAAAUGUGUAAUGCCGCAUGCUGAAGAAUAACAGCUCAGACACACAACAGUAAAAUAAUUACUGCCUGAAAUUGAAAACACUUUAUUUUACUUUUCCUUUGGGAAAGGGGCUAGCACAGAACGUACCAUUUGAUAUCAGUGAAUUCUGAAUAACUGUCUUAGCUUCUUUUUAUUCUUAUUUUAUAACAGAUUGCAAAACAGGCAGAUUGUAUUAAACUAUUGGAAAUCUCAGUCUGAUGAUCGAAGAAUUGUAUUAGUAAGUCUGACACCUUUUGUUGAAGUUACUCUCAUUUUUAAUACAAAAAGACCAGUUCCGUUCCACCUUGCAUAUAAAACAUGAAAAAGUAAUUUAGUUAACAUCAUAUUUAUUACAAUGAGUAACAGUUUUAUAACAGUAUGGAAAAAUAAGAAGGCUAGUCACAAAAUAUAAACAUUUGGUUAGAUUUAAUUAAUUUCAUAAACAUGUAAGCAGUAAACGGGUUCUUCCGGGACCCUUUUCAGCCAUGACCUGAGCCACAAGCACAAUGGUAAAUAUAAUAUACGUAUAACGAAUAUGUGAACAUUUGGUGUUGUCAAUCAACCUGAAUGUUUUCUGGGAGGUAGGAUGAAAAAGCUUUUGCAGACAUGGAGAGAAUAUACAAAAUUCUUUACUAGCAGUAACCAGAGGUCAAGGUUGAAUGCUAGACCCUUACGCUAUGAGGCGAAGAUGUUGCCAUGAAGUCACUGUGUUACUCAUUUCAAGUGCCAAUGGAAGUAUUAGGAACAUAGGAACAAUAUUAGGCCAGCAAUCACUGGGACCGUAUGAUGCCUAGCCAUAUGUACCUUUCAGCAGAAACCCUUAAAAGUUCUUGCCACCUUCUUAAAACACUGAAUAUAGCCUAUCUGCCACAUAGGAGUGUACUUGAUAACCCUGGUGUAAAUUUGCAUCUGCCUAUCCAGUCAUCGUAUUUAAGGUAGCAAAUUUACCACUUGACAUGUAGUAGUAACUUAUUCCAUAGGCUGGAAAUAUGUUGAAUUUGGAACCUAUCCCGCUAGCAAGUCUUUUUUUAUUUGUUGGUAUAGAUUUAGGUCCCUAAUGUGGCUUUUUAUAGACUCAUUGGUUUUGUUAAUAAGUAACAGGCAAAACAAGAUUGGCCUUUUAUUCCUUGCAAAGCAAGACACAGGUCAACUUGGAGUAGCUGGUAGACUGCUAAGUACAUGGAGAGACUUGCUAAUCUGUCAGGACAGUUGAAGGAUUUAAGGCCUAGAAAGUUUUGGCACCUUUCUGGUUGAGAGAUGUGCUUGGAUUAGUACAUACCAAAAGGGGCGAUGUACCGAAAGAUGGGUCUGAUAAGGGAAGAAUACAGUGGCAUGAUGCCUUUGUUGGAUCUUGAAGACAUUCCUUUGGAAAUUAACUUGGCCAGAUAUUACAAUUUUGUGACUAUGUUAGAAACAUGAUAAUCAAAUAAGAGAGAGAGAGAGUGUUGACCAUGUGUGUCUGAAGAGGUGUGCCACUUAUAACAUGUGAGAUAGGAGCAGCAUUUUUGAUAAAUGCUACUCCUCUGCACAUUUUCUGUAUUUAGCUUGAGACCAUUUUCAGUAAACUAGGCAAUGUACAUAUCCCAGCCCUUGUUAGAGCUGUUCAGUAUCAGUGGAUGACUUGAUAACAGUGCCCAGUUUGUAGUCACCAGCAAAUGUGGUCAGCCAUGCUUUUGGGAUAUUGACUUUUAUGUUUGCAAAAUAAAUGCUAAACAGGAAACAGCCAAGCACUGAUCCUUCUGGCACCUUACUAGUUAGAAUUUUAUGUUCAGAGAGGGAAGCAGCAUCUUUCACAACAUGGGAUAUGUUAGACGGCCAAUUUGCAGUCUAACAAACAAUAUAAGGGUUUUCAAUAAAUUUGUCAAAUUUUUUAAUAAUACCAGCAUGGGGAAUAGUAUCAAAAGCCUUAGUCAGGUCAAGAUAAGCAGCUUGCAUGGAGCCACCACUGUCCUCAGCCUAUGCAACUAUUACAAAAAGCUUACUAGGCUCUGGAGACAGGACCUGCCCCUUACAAUACCAGACUUAUAUUAAUUAAGGUGCCUAUGUCCACCUUCAUGAGUUCUGCCAUGAUGUGGUCCAUAGUUUUGCAUAUUAGGUUGGUGAGACAUAUAGGCCUGGGUCUGUAGAAGGGCCACCCUUGUGUAUGGAGAUUCACAGUGCUUGCUCUCCAUGGCAGUACCAGGCACAAAUUCAGUGAACAGGCUGAGGCUGAAGAGACCAAGAAGACCCUUGGAGAGUGUGUACAUGGCACUGAUAAUCAUGUAGUUUCUUAUGUCAUCCAGUCUCAUGGAAAUAUUAUUUUUAGCCUUUGGCAGGUAUUCUGAAACUUGUUCUAAAGUAAUUUUAGGGAAAGAUAAAUGUUUAUAGAUGGUGAGGGCAACAAUAUGAGUACACAGGGUAAAGUUAGCAUUACAUUUGUCCAUUAACACCUUGGCUAUGUCCUUGGAAUCAGAAUGGAAAUGGUCAUUCCUGAUAAGGACACUACCUCAAUAAACAAAUAAUAAAAUAAAAUAAAUAUUAUACGAACUCUGUGUAUUGCUGUACACUAUUUUUUAAUUUCCUAACAUAAUUGAAGAAGGAUUUGUACUUUCACUUGGUAUCUGUAGUGGCCUUAAGCUUAUACUGAGCUUUUUUUUCCAAUAGUACUCUUGACUACCUUUCUAGCUUGUUUCAUGUGGUCCUCAGGUAGGAGGGUGGGGAUUUCUUACAACUUUUCAUUAUUUUAUUUCUCUUGUUAUAUAGUUUAUUAAUAAGGGAGUUUCACCAGAGAGGUUUAUUACUGAAUUUGCCAUUAUAAUUCAGGUAAAUGGGUACUGACUUUAGUAUGCAUGUGUUUAGAUGCUAGUAAAAGUUGGAGACAAAUGCAGUUGCCCUCUCAGCUGGGUCCAUUUGCAGGAGAUUGUUGGGAAUUUUGCAUAGGUCUUCUACAGGUUGAAGUUGGUUUGCUAUGGGCAAAGUCCCACAAGGACGACUUAAUUUGGUGAGGAGGUAGUACCACUAGGUAUGACAGAGAAGGUGACUAAUAUGAGGUCUGUUUUAAUCAGGGAUGAUGAGAUGCAGGCCAGAGUACAGGCGGACUCUAAGUUGGAAGAAGGUUAGGCUAUCAGACCUUCUAAUGGGUAGGUUUAUAAUUUGCUCCAGAGCAAUGAUAUUAACAAAGUCCAGGAAACACUAAGCAUAGGUAGGUAGGUACUAGGCUAUUGGCCCAAGGGC